ACAGAGGGCGACAUCAUCCAGUAGGCGGUGCUCUCCUUCUGCACUGUGUUCAACCAUUGUGUCAAUAAUAAGUGCUGCUGUGAAGAGAACAAUUCUCAGACUGAAUGUUGAACAUCAGCUAGUUUCUCCUGUUGAUUGAAACCUUGUUGUACAGAUGGAACAUUGGCUGUGGAUUAUUCUUGCUGCUCUUUUCUUUGAGUGUAAAGGAGAAGACAAAGUGAUCCAGGAACAAGGAGAUGUCAUUGCUGCUGAAGGAGUCACAGUUACACUUGACUGUAGAUAUGAAACAACUGAUGCAUAUCCAUAUUUGUUCUGGUACAAACAAGAAAUAAAUGAAUUUCCAAAGUAUGUUUUAAGACGUGACACUACAGGAACAGAAGAUAAUGAUCAGGAGUUUCCAAAAGACAGAUUUGAUGCUAAAAUCAACAAAAUACAACAAUCAGUUCCUCUGAAGAUCCAGAAGCUUCAUCUGUCUGACUCUGCUGUGUACUACUGUGCUCUGCAGCCCACAGGAGGAAACUACAGGCUUUAUUUUGGUAAAGGAACCAAACUGAUCGUACAAACUGGGGUAGAGUACAAGCCAUCCUAUUUCAAACUGGGAGAAGGCAGCAAUACGGCAUGCCUGGCAACUGGGUUCAGCAGACACAAUGCAGCAUCCAACCAGCAUCCAUAUUUUCAGAAAUUCAAUACGACAAAAGCUGUGGCGAUAUCACCAAACUUGGAUCUGUACAACCAGGUGGUUUUUCCAGGCGAUGAUGCAGAAGAUUGUGAAUCACCACCCAAUGGUGACAGCCCAUGUGUUGAUGUUUUGGAGCCAGAUCCAAAGGUGAACCUCAUGUCUCUGACCAUCCUGGCUCUCAGAGUGAUCUUCAUCAAGACCAUCAUCUUUAACAUCAUAAUGACUCUGCGGCUGUGGAUUAGUCAGUAAACUUCACAGAAAUGCCAAGAGGACAAUCUUCUGUGUGACUGGAUGAAACUUGAAGUUCACUGAGCUUCAGCGUGUAUAUCAUGUAUAAAUAUCAUAUUACCUGUUUAUCAUACCAUCUGUUAAUAACGCUCUAUAGACGUUAUCCUUUAAUACAUUGUUGAUUGUUCCAAAAAGUUUGAUUUUAUGUUAUCUUUACAUAUUGUCACUGAUGUUUUUUAUGAAUGAAUUAAACUCUGUCUCGCUUGAUGAUGUAAAUGUCACAGUUAUGUUUAACAGAUUGUCCUUUCAAUCAUUUCUUUGUGUGAUGUGGUAAUAAAAGCUAAAAAGAAAACA
Oreochromis aureus is the source of this 1261-nucleotide messenger RNA. Its product is annotated as T cell receptor alpha chain MC.7.G5-like. Bases 155 to 928 code for a protein of 257 amino acids. Lineage: Eukaryota; Metazoa; Chordata; Actinopteri; Cichliformes; Cichlidae. The record is from RefSeq and is a predicted model, not a curated record. The transcript has 7 exons.